AUGACUUCAUCAACUUCAAUCUCCGACGUCGAGGGCCACCUUGCGUCCACUUCUAUUGAUGAAGAUAACUAUGGCCUCUCGGACUCUGAGACAGAAGAGGAGGCUGUAAAGCCUACCGGUUGGGCUCCGUGGGGCUUUAGGAAGUUGAAGCGGCUCGUUGCCAAGGCUAAGGGGGCUGCCAGUGAUAGAGUGGUAGCCUUCAUAAAGUCCCACUUGCGUGGAACGAAGGUGAUCUUCGUCAUCGGUCAAGCAGGCACUGGGAAGAGUACCAUGCUCAAGGAGAUGACCGGGCUGGAUCUUAAAGUGGGAGAAACACUGGAUUCAGGCACGCGGCAGUACGAGAUCUGCCCCGCUGUCAUCGAUGGAGAACAGUACCUUUUCGUGGACACCGCGGGCUUUGGUGCGGCUGAUAUGGACGACAUGGACAAUUUCCAAAACAUCUUGAGUUGUCUCACAAUUCUUCAUCCAUUUGUCAAAUUUGCUGGAGUCCUCUUUGUUUUUGGGAAACCCGGAACCCGGCUGUCGCGGGAAGAUCUGCGAACGAUCCGCUUCAUCAAAUGCUUCUGUGGCCCGGAAUUCUUCGCCAAUAUUACGCUCAUUACGAGCCAGUGGGAUGAAAUGACAGAAACUGGGUUCCGCAAGGCUUGGGGUAGGACCCAGAACCUCCUUGCACACCCAGACGUCAUGCAAAUCCUCGAUCCGCCGGGCCGAAUUUCUGGGGGCUCGGUUUACCAUCAUGGAUUCCCCAAGGGCGAGGGUUCUAUCAACGCACACGCGACCAUUCUCUCCAUGGACGAUAACGGCCCGGAGCGGGGGGACGAGCUACGGGACCUUAUUCGACGAAAGUACCGAGACCCGAGGGCCCCUACGUUGCAGGUCUUAGUCGAGAUGAAGAGGGAAGGCCGUGAGAUGCUGGAGACCGAGGCGGCCAAAGUACUGAAGGGGGAGUUGCCAAGCACGGCUGUACGAAUUCAGGGUGGCCGGGCUCUCAUCCAGGGACGAAAUGACGACGAACAAUCCCCGCCAACACCAGGAGCUGACCCCCGAGCUGGGCAUUCUUCCACGCAGUCUGGCGCAGCCCUGCCCUCGGUGCCUGCUGCCGAAGGGGCCCCGAACACGACGGGAAAUGCCCCGGGUCACGGGGACGGACCUGAUCGGGAACAGAUGCACGACGAACCCUCGUGGAUUCAGAAACUGCUCUGGUGGUUUAAAAUGGCCUACGGAGCCUCGACGUACUUCGAGGAAGCUCGCAAAACGGGGUAUGAGUCCACAAACCGUAAGGCUAGGAGUGCUGGACCAAAAUGGUCAUUUUGGGAGACGGUGCGAAAUUGGUGGACAUCUACCGGCCUUUGA
Messenger RNA from Scedosporium apiospermum, 1353 nucleotides. RefSeq lists its product as uncharacterized. NCBI's taxonomy places the organism in Eukaryota, Fungi, Ascomycota, Sordariomycetes, Microascales, Microascaceae. Gene Ontology annotation, molecular function: GTP binding. The coding region runs from base 1 to 1353 and encodes 450 amino acids. The record is from RefSeq and is a predicted model, not a curated record. The transcript is spliced from 4 exons.